Messenger RNA from Porites lobata, 3544 nucleotides. NCBI's taxonomy places the organism in Eukaryota, Metazoa, Cnidaria, Anthozoa, Scleractinia, Poritidae. The record is from the annotation of a GenBank genome assembly.
UUAUUUUCAGUUUCCGCACAAACUCUUACUCUAACGCAUGUUAAACUUUAUUUACGUAGGGCUCUGGAUAAAAAUACCAGAUAUAAAGUGCUAGAGAUGGACCCAAAGGGAAAUCUUUACCUUCACAAGACUGCGUUUCUCUGCAAGAAUGAUAUCAUCAAACGACUCGUUAGCGGCAAAUACCAUCUCGUAGAAUCGAGCCCCAUUGGUAAGUCACUCAAUGUUUCCCACAUAGGAAACCAGCAAAGGGCGUUAUAUGUAUUGUGAUGAGCCGUAUGCUUAAUGCUUCCAGAUUUGUACUGAAUUAACUUUUGAUUAGACUAGGAUUUCUCUAAGUAAUUUGUGACUAGUUCAUGUUUUUGUAACACCAAAGAUCUUACACUGAAUUCGAUGAAUUCGGAGAAUAAAGACUUUUCUUGAACUGCUAAAAUGUUCGAAAAGGAAAAGGAAUUCUGCAGUGCCAUUUCAAUUGUUUUCGUACUUGCUUUAACUUAAGCCACAUUUUUUCCUAAUAAUAACGGACAGGGACUGCUGGUACUGUCCUAACGAAAGAAAACUCAAUUUUAUUAAAAUGAACGUUUUUGUUGAAAACACAGGUCUGUCAAAAGAUUCUUCAGCACUCGAUUGCAACGAUCUCAAAACAAAAGUGCCUUCUGCCACGUCAGGCGUCUACUGGAUUGACCCGGAUGCUGGUUCCCAUAGCAACGCUUUCCAAGCCUAUUGCGACCAACAGACGGACGGCGGAGGUUGGACAUUGGUCUGGAGUUAUACCUUCACAACUUAUUCAAGCUUCACGUCUGGUGCAAACGCUGUCACUCCACGACCUACAUGGACAGCCAGCAAUGCUAACACACGAGUGUCCACCACAGUUCCACUGAGCGAGACACAUUAUGAAGCCAUGAACUUUGCUUUGUGGCGCACUAUUGGAAAAGAAUUCCUUAUCAAGAGUAACAUCAACAACUGGAUCGCUUGCAAGGAGGGGUUCUGGAAGCCUCGUGAUGCAGAAAUCGGGGUCCCUCAGCUGUAAACUGGCCAAACAAGUUUCAAAGCAGUGUGUCGGUGUAGUGCCAAAGUCCAUAACGAUGCACAGUCAUGGUCCUUAUCUCAGCAGUGCAAACACCUACUAUUACUUCGACGGUAGUACGGGUGGUAGUUGGCCCACACAUGAUCCAUGUGGCAGAAAUCAAGCGAAUCAAGUAAAAGGCGUAGUUAAUCCACAUGGCAAUAUUUUUGUAAAGUGAAAAAUUUCUCAAGCGCCUGCUGAAAAUUGGGGAGGAACCAAGAUAAAGUCAUUAAAUGCUAAUAAGCUCUCUAAGGAACUGUAAACAAAACUAGUAGCAAAAAGUUAAACUUAACAUACAACUGAAUACUAUACUACUGUUGUGUCGCAGCAGACGACAGCAGAACAUUGUGAAUGAAUAUCCAAUAAAUGUGGGUUGCUUACAUUGCAAAUGUUUCAUUUAUUUUGUUCAGCAUUAAAUUAGGUUUUAUUAACUAUCGUCAGUUAAAUCAUCUACUUUCUGUUGCUGAUAUUUCCUACCGUCAAAGAGUAAAACAAAGUUAAAUUAUUUCCCUUGACCGAAUUUUUCUCGUUAUACUUGAGUAAACAUUGAAGAUUUUUAGCGUUUUGGCAGAGUUUGUGCUUUGGGAGUUGUCUAUUGUUUCUAGUCUGUCAUUAUACAGCAUUCUUGUUCAGCACGCGUGCAAUGACCACGCUUGGCUGACUUCCGAAUGCUCAUCGAGAUAUAAUAAUUUAGUAUAAGAAAAUAGAAGGGAUUCCCGUCACGAGUUGGUUUAAUUAUUGGCUUGCAUUAAACCUAUGAAAAAAUGGUAUUUUUUUAAUAGUAAGUAGAUUUAGUGUGUAGCACUUCUUGAUUUUUUUGCAAAGGCACAAGAAGCACGAGAAUUAUCACGCGAUGGCCUGUCUCACUGUACCAAAAUUAUCAUAUCUCGGUGUGCAUUCGGAAGUCAGCCAAGCGCGGUCAUUGCACGCUUGCUGAACAAGAAUGCUGUAUCAUGACAGACUAGAAACAAUAGACAACUCCCAAAGCACAAACUCAGCCAAAACGCUAAAAAUCUUCAAUGUUUACUCAAGUUUUGGCUUAUAGAAGGUAAUGUCACAGUUUUUCAAUGACCAUGAAAUUCAGAGUCCGGGUAGUUAGUUAAUCAAUUGUGGCCCUGAAAAAAUUUGAACGAAAAAAAACUACGAAUUUUUAAGAAAAUGCUUUUUUCGUGAGAUUGACUCUUAAACGCUGACAAACGUCAACAAAUUGCGAAAACUACAAUUUCUAUAUGUUUGCUUUGCUCGAAAUCGCGCGCAUUUACAAGGCCCUAAAUUGUUUUGCAGACUUGCAAGGACCCAUCUGUUAUAAGGAUGCCCAAAAUACAGAGAUGAAUCUCAUAGUUUAUUAGAUAUAAUCCGUGUAAAGUUUGCUUAUCAUUUUCGUAUAAAUUAUGACCUAAAUUUGGAAACCGCUGAAUUUCUCGAAUUGGGUCUUUGCGAUUUUGGUGAGACUCUAUUUAGCGCAAGGCACUAAUGCGCACUAUGUGUAGCCGAGAGAUUUUCACGAAAAAAUGCCGGCAACAGCAGAUUUUCGACUCAGACCUCAAAGGGGCGUGGCAUUAUAACCACGUGACAUUUACUCCGAUCGCCAAAAAUUUUAUGUUAUAUUGUAGAUUGAUCUAUAUGUUAUCCAUUCUAUGUGUUAGACUUACGAUAAAAGUGAAGGUGGGGAUUCCAGAGAGCUUCAAAGUAGGAUGGUACCCCCCCAAAAAAACUGGGUCGAGUCACCUUAAGCCACAUUUUUUUCUAAUAAUAACGGAAAGGGACUGCCAGUACUGUCCUAACUAAAGAAAAUCAAUUUAAAUAAAAUGCUCGUUUUCGUUAUGAACGCAGGUCUGUCAAAAGAUUCUUCAGCGCUCAAUUGCAAGGAUCUCAAAACAAAAGUGCCUUCUGCCACUUCAGGCGUCUACUGGAUUGAUCCCGAUGCUGGUUCCCAUAGCAACGCAUUCCAGGCCUAUUGCGAUCAACAGACGGACAGAGGAGGUUGGACGUUGGUCUGGAGUUAUACCUUCACAACUUAUUCAAGCUUCACUUCUGGUGCAAACGCUGUCACUCCACGGCCUACAUGGACAGCCAGCAAUGCUAACACACGAGUGUCCAUCCACCACAGUUCCACUGAGCGAGACGCAUUAUGAAGCCAUGAACUUUGCUUUGUGGCGCACUAUUGGAAAAGAAUUCCUUAUCAAGAGUAACAUCAACAACUGGAUCGCUUGCAGGGAAGGUUCUGGCAGUUUCGUGUCACAGAAGACGGGGUCCCUCAGCUGUAAACUGGUCAAACGGGUUUCAAAGCAGUGUGCAGGUGUUAUGCCCAAGACCAUCACUAUGGACAGUCACGGUCCUCGACUUUCCAGCAGUAGCCUGUACUACUAUUUCGACGGAAAUACGAGUGGAAAUUGGCCCACGCAUGAUCCAUGUGGCAAAAAUCAAGCGAAUCAAGUAAAAGGUGUGGUUAAUCCUCAUGGCAAUAUUUUUGUUCGAUGA